Porites lobata is the source of this 4439-nucleotide messenger RNA. The record is from the annotation of a GenBank genome assembly. Lineage: Eukaryota; Metazoa; Cnidaria; Anthozoa; Scleractinia; Poritidae.
AUGGCGAUCAACUUGUUUCCGAAAAUUGUUCUAUUUGGGGAUUCAAUUACUCAAGUAAGUUAGUUUAUCGGUUUUAAAACACAAAACAGAUUGAAAAAAAUUGACUUUCUUUAUAUGCCGUGUUAAUUUUCACACCAGGUAGAGAGCCUGGAAUAAUCCUUAAUCAAAUGUCUUCAGGUGCUUUAGUUUUAAUAGACACCGUAGGUUGUAUUUAAUGGCAGUGAACUAUUAUAUUUCCUACAGGAAUCUUUUUCCGAGGGCGGGUGGGGUGCGAGAAUCGCAGAUUAUUUUCAAAGGUGAGAGAGUUGAAGUUUUGUCUGAACUCUUCUGUUUUUGCUUUUUGUUCGCCGAUUUCCCAGUCAAUCUGUUUCCUUAUGUAUAUUUAAUAUUGCCACGAAUUAGGGUAGCCCACCUCCCAAGCAGGCGUUCUUUUGGCCGUAAGAACGUCUGCUUGGGAGGCUAGGAACAGGCUAGAAUUAGGGCCAUUCCAGUAAUAUCCACAACCCCCACCCCCUAUGCAUGAGAUUUAUCUGAGCAGGGCUUUAUAAAAGUUAUUUUGGGGGGAUACUGGCAUGGGGCAGGAGGGGGAGGGGAAAUUGGCUGUUUUGGUAUCUUUGAUCUUUGGAAUAUUUCUGAGAGGUAUGAGAAAAAUUGGGCUGUUUCUGAGAGGGGGCGGGUAGUGUGUCAGUACCUUUGAUCUUUUUUUUCAUUACAAGUAGGGGUAUAGUCAACUUACCUCAUCAAUGAAGGGGGUGGGUAGGGGGGGUAUCAAUGGAAUAGCCCUUUAGCUCCGGGGGGAAUCCCAGUUGAAUGUGCAGGGAUGCUUGUCGUCUUGCUUAGGCUGUAAGUUAGAGGAGGCACCCUAGGUUUUCAGGAUAGGAAGCUAAUAUUUUUACCCAUACCAUUGUCGCUUAAGAUAAUUUCCUUGAAAAUGAUCUAUGAUCCAGAUGUUUUUUCAAACUUGGCACAAAUGACAGCCAUAUAUAGGACAUUGAGAAACUGCAAUAAAAAGAUGGGGUCACUGUGCUUGUUUUUGCCCUGUGUGCCGGUAAUUCUGUAAGUUUUUUUUUUCCUAGUUAUGCUCAAAAUGUUCAAACUUGAACAACCAUGAAAAAUUCAUUAUCAUGUGGCAAAAAGUAGUUCCAAGACCAACUCCGUUUUACCCGGGAAGAGUUAUUAUAAUCACUGUUAAAACUAUAUGGACUACAAAUGGGACCUUUUUCUACCUCUCUUGAAGUGAUUGGUGAAAAUCAAAACGUCCUAAUUAUUGUUGCAAAGAUUAUGCUAUGUUUCUUUAGGGGUAUACUUCUUAUUAUUGGAUAAGCAUCUCUGUCAACUUUACACUCAAGUCAUGAGUCCCUCCACCCCCUGGAUAAAAUUAAAACUGUAUAAAUGAAAAGAAAUGUGUUAACAGAAUAUUAAGUAAAAAUCAACUUUGAUUUUAUCUUACAAAAACCUUGUGGGAUCAAAUGGCUACUUUUUAACCCUUAUUAACUCUUGAUUCAAAUUAUCAUAUGAUCCAAAUGGCCCAUGCACGAUUCUGAAAACCCCUAUAAUUAAAAGUCCUGUAUGACGGCCAUACGCGUCAAGUGGUAGGGCUGGAAAAAAUGGAUAUGGUCCUGCUAGAAAUGUGUACUGAUCGAUGCAGGUUUGCUCCAUCAAAAAAAUUCAGAAGCAAAUGAUCAUAUGAUAAAAUGCUUAUUGACGGGGUUAGGUCAGGCUGGACAUGAAAAUAUUUGGCUCUCAGUCAAGACACAUGGACCUCACUACGCUCAGUCCUUACAUACUGACAUCAAGCCAAAUAUUUUUCUGUCCUGCCCUCCCACUCAGUCAGGACAAUAAUUUAUUACAUAUUACUGUAUUUGAAAGUAGAUUUUUUUUCCUCACUGUCAAAGAAAAUAUUUUCCCUACCAGGAAAUGUGAUGUUCUCAAUCGAGGAUUUAGUGGAUAUACCGCGGCCUUCAACAAGCUGAUUCUUCCCAGAAUCCUUCAAUGUGAUCACAGUCCUAAAGGAAGUGUGGCGGCAGUUGUUUUGUUACUAGGUUCUAAUGACUCUGUUGUGGCCGAUUUAGAUCAGCGUAGUCUGACUGUGGAACAGUAUAUCACAAACAUGACUGACAUUAUAUUGCAGUUUACGAAUGAUGGGAUAUCUGCCAGUAAAAUUGUUUUACUAACACCACCAGCCAUAUCAAUAGAUAUGUACUCAGAGUUCUGUAAAGAACAAGGUAAUUUGAAUUGCUAACUCUAUACGAGUAUGGAAACAUUCUCCUGUUAUAAUUUUAUAACCUUUAUUUUAGGAGGGUGACACCAAUUAUGUACUGUGAAAAGUAUUCUUCCUUUUUCUUUCCCGAGAAAAAAUUUAUAUCUUGACAUUGAUACCAGUAAACACGGUUUUACCACUACCUUGUUAAUCUAAAGCCUAAACUCCAAAGUGACUUUUUCCCAUAAAAAUAACAGGGUUGCUCAUUACACCUUAAAGUUGGGAUUGAAAUUUACAAAAAGGCUGCUGUUAUACUAAGUGUUGUUUAAGUGUCUUCUAGUGUAUUGAUCUGAAAAAUGUCAGGAAACCAUUUUGCUCUGGUUAAUUUGCUGUUUUAGAACUAGUACUUCCUAGGGUUGAGAGCGAGUUAUUGGGUCUGGAUCCAGUUGUUUAAAAGUUAAACUGGAUAAAUCUCUGACUAUCCAGUUGAUAGUGCAAUCAGUUUUCCUAACACUCACCUGCUGGAUAGUGAGUUAUUAGCCCACGGAUAUUGUUUUUCCAACCUUUCAAACAAGUUGGGGCUUGUGAUCUAGCUAGCCUGCAAGCAAGCUGAGAAUCCUUUCAAGUGGCAAGUGAAGCAUGCAAGAGAACAUUGGAGCAGGCAUUGAAGUGCUCUUGCAUUAAUCCUUUUUUUUUUGCCGCUUGCAAAUCAAACUUUUUAUGAUUUCCGUUAAAUGGGGAGUUUGCUUGCAGGCUUAUUCUUGACAGGUCUUCCUUUAGGUCUUUGUAUUUUAUGGUUUACCAGGAUGAAAGGUACCCUUAAAGACUUUGUCUUACCUUUCAAUUAACCUUUCAAAUAACCCAUUUUUCAAGACAGUGUCAAAAUAUUUAUCCUAAAAAAAUGUUUAAUUUUUUUUUUCUCCAGGAAGGGAAAUGAGCUUGACAAAUGAGAGAGUAAAACUUUUUGCUGAAAAAUGUGCUGAAUUGGGAAAAAAACUUGGAGUGGAUGUUGUUGAUCUGUACACUUUAUUUCAUGCACAACCAGUAAGACAUCCUGCUGUCUAUAUAAAUUGUUAGUUAUUGAAUUGAUUUUGUUGUCAUAAUAAUUGGGGGGGGGGGGGCGAGGGUUUCACUGGCCUGCAUUUAAAUCCUAUAGAAAGGAAGACAGAAAGAAACAAAGGAAGGAAGCGAUAUUGAGAUAAGAGAAAAAGGGGAAAACCUGGAAAGAAGAGAGGGGUAACAGGAGAAACAGAGAUGGGAACCAGGAGAGAAGUGGUGGGCAGUCCGGACAGAAGGGGAGGGAACUAGAAACGAAGUGGCGAGGAAUCAGGACAGGAGCGGUGGGAACUAGAAGAGAAAUGGUGGGGAAUCAAGGCAGAAGGGUGAAACAAGGAGACAAGAGAUUGGUAUAGAGACAGAAGGGGUGAAAACUAGGAGAGAAGUGGUGGGAACCAGGGGCCUGAUUCUCGAAAGUCCCGGUAGCUUUUCGGGCCCGGAAAGCUGUAAGUUUUCUGUUUGCCAUAUUUGUAUUCGAGAUCAAAGUUUCAAAUUUUGACAAUGAUGCAAUGAAACUAUCAGUUAACGAAGCAAAAUUGACUGGAUUGUGAGCUUGGAACUCUGCUACAAUUCAGCAAGUUUUAAUUUUAAAAUUUGCCUUCGGCCCGAAAAGUUUCCCAGCCUUUUGAGAAACGGGACCCAGAAGUGAAGUGGUGGAAAAUCAGGGCGGAAGGGGCGGGAACUAGGAAAUAUGGAGUGGGACGUUGUAUUGUUAACUAACAAUCAUUUUCACCGUUUUGUUUCUUUAAGAACUGGACUUCAUUUCUGAGUGAUGGUCUCCAUCUAUCAAAAGAAGGGAACCACUUUGUGGCAAAGCAAGUGAUUCCCAUUCUGGAGGCCAAGCUAGCAAAAUUACCUCAGGUAUUCCCUGAUUGGAAGGAAAUUGAUCAUAAAACUCCUGAGAACACAUUCUGUAAUUAAGAGUCACGAGGAAAGGGCCGUCUUUUUUUGGCACUACUCUAUACUUAGGUAAUGCUCUGAUUAAGUGUGCUUUUCAUCUCUUUCAUAAUAAUAAUAAGUGAUAAAAGGAUCCAACCUUAAUAGGGAGCUUAAGCAACCACGGUGACGGCGGCAACAGUGGCGAAAUUUUUACUUAAAAAGUGAAUUCGCACUGUUUGAAAUGUCAUCGCUGUCACUCAAUCCCGUUCAAUUUGCAAACGUUAGACUACGAGUAGUCCCUCAU